Molecule: messenger RNA, 2757 nt
Organism: Seminavis robusta
Lineage: Eukaryota; Bacillariophyta; Bacillariophyceae; Naviculales; Naviculaceae
Source: the annotation of a GenBank genome assembly
CAACCCCAGUCCUCGCCGUCACUGACGGGAGUGUCAAAGAGUGAGAAAGAUCUGUCGGAACACGCGAAAAGCUCUUUUCAGCAACAUCAUUGCAAGCAUUGAGUGUGGCGACAAGCUUUUAUUCUUUUGACAACGUAAUACAACAGUUCUUGGGCUAGCCAGCAAAAAUUGCUGUUCUUCAUUAUCUUCGGCAAUCCUUCUUUGGCAGUAGGUUUCUCAUUUUCUUCAAGCAAGACCACCAACACAUCAACAAUAUUUAUACCUUUGUGUUAUUUUCUGCAUCAUCAUGAGAAUGCUACAUUCCGCUCGACGUUCUGUUACGGCGGCCAAAACGGCAGCAACACGCCGAAGUAAAUCUGCCAUGGCGGCCAUGGCGGCCAUGGAUGAUACUGCUGCCGGGACCUACCCCACUUUAUUCUCCCCUCUGGAUCUUGGACCUGCUAUUGGCAAGCUCCCCAAUCGAGCCUUGAUGGGCAGUAUGCACACGGGCUUGGAAGGACAUACCAUUCCCAACUUUGCCAUUCCCUGGCUCAUGGGGAAAGAUAAGCAUCACGAGCACAGCGACAUGGAACGCAUGGCUCGCUACUUUCAAGAACGUGCCGAAGGAGGUGUCGGUUUAAUGGUCACGGGUGGAAUUGCACCCAACAAUGCGGGCAUUGUGGCUCCCUUUGGAUCGGCAUUGGUGACUCAUGAUCAAAUGGUGACACACAAACUGCUCACCGAUGCCGUACAUCAAGUACAAGUACCCCUGGGGUACAGUGACACGGAAACAGUCCCCGCUCGCAUUUGCAUGCAAAUUCUGCACACGGGACGCUAUGCCUAUCAUCCCUUUUGUGUAUCGGCCAGUGCCACCCAAUCUCCCAUUUCUCCCUUCAAAGCCAAGGCAUUGUCCACCAAAGAAGUUGAAACUACCAUUGGAGAUUUUGUUAGAUGUGCCGUAUUGGCCAAAGAAGCUGGCUAUGACGGCGUCGAAAUAAUGGGCAGCGAGGGAUACCUACUGACCCAAUUCUUGUCACCUCGAACCAAUCAGCGAACGGACGAAUACGGUGGAAGCUUUGAAAAUCGGGCUCGCAUGGCAUUGGAAAUUGUCCGACAGACACGACAAGCUGUGGGACAAGACUUUAUCUUGAUCUUUCGAAUUAGUUUGUUGGAUCUAGUCGAUGAUGCCUUGGCAUUUGACGAGUGCGUGGCAUUGGCUCAACAAUUGCAGGAUGCCGGGGCCACCAUUUUGAAUACUGGUAUUGGAUGGCAUGAAGCUCGAGUGCCGACCAUUGCCACGUCGGUCCCACGCGGUGCCUUUGCCUUUCCCACCAAGGCGCUCAAGGAAGCCUUGGGACAAGAGUUGCAGAUUCCAUUGGUGGCUACCAAUCGCAUCAACGACCCCACUGUUGCUGAAGGAUUGUUGACCGAUGGAACGUGCGAUAUGGUCUCCAUGGCAAGACCCUUCCUCGCCGAUGCCGAACUCAUGAAAAAGUCACGAGAAGGUCGAGCAGAAGAAAUCAAUACGUGCAUUGGUUGCAACCAGGCAUGUCUGGAUCAUGUCUUCAAGGCCAAGACGGCCAGUUGUUUGGUCAAUCCUCGUGCCUGUCAUGAAACCGAAUUGAUCAUUCGAAAACUGCCACAGGAGCAGUGCCAAAACAUUAGUGUCGUAGGAGCCGGACCGGCUGGUUGUGCCUUUGCCAUUACAGCAGCACAAAUGGGCCACACGGUGACAUUGUACGACCAAGCCGAUGAUAUUGGAGGGCAGUUCAACAUGGCCAAGCGAAUUCCUGGUAAGGAAGAGUUUUAUGAAACAAUCAGAUAUUUCCGUGUCCAACUGGAAAAGCAUGGUGUCCAGAUCAAACUCGGUACAAAGGUCACCUACGAGCAAAUGAGUCAAGAAGGAGAUGCCGUGGACAAAUGGAUUGUCUCCACUGGUGUGGACCCACGUGACCCCCAAAUCCCUGGAAUGGAAGGCAAUCCCAAGGUCUUGUCUUACAUUGAUGUCCUUCGCAACAAGGCACCGGUUGGAAAGAAGGUGGCUUUGGUCGGUGCCGGUGGAAUUGGGUUUGAUGUUGGCGAGUACCUUUUGCACUUUGAUGGACAAGACAAGACUUCCAAGGAUGUGUCGGUAGACGACUUUUGGAAAGAAUGGGGCAUUGACACGUCGCAAGAACAACGAGGUGGACUGGUUUCACCGGAAACUCAUGAACCCAAGCGAGAGCUCUACUUGCUACAGCGCAAGAAGGGUAAGCUGGGAAAGAACCUUGGAAAGACAACUGGAUGGAUUCAUCGAGCCACGUUGAGCAAGGGCAAUGUGGAAAUGAUUGACAACGUCAAAUAUGAGAAAAUUGACGAAAACGGGCAUUUGCACAUCAGUCGAGAUGGCGAGAAGCGUGUCUUGGAGGUCGACAAUGUUGUCAUUUGUGCCGGACAGGUGGAACGCAAAGAAUUGGAAAUGAGUGCCAAGGGACAUGAAGACCUGGAAUCCAAGGUCUAUCCCAUUGGUGGUGCUUUCUUUGCCGGUGAGUUGGAUGCCAAACGAGCGAUUGACAUGGGUACGAGAUUGGCCAUUCGUAUCCACGAGCCGGAUGUAACUCCAGGAAACCACAACUUUCAUGCAACACCGGGACCUGAAGAGAAGCUGAGCAAUCUGCUGUCGCGGUUUAUGUAGAUUGUGACGUACAGUGUGAUGACAAACACUGCUAGCAAAAGUAGAGACUUCAUAAAACUAGGGCAAUCUAUUUGGUUGUACGAUUCGACUUCGUACUAUGUUUG